CGCGUUGUCAAAAGUAUGGAAGUUGUCGAAUCGCUGAAACUUUAUUUUAUUUCUUCUGCAGUUCAGCUUAUUACGCCCUUGAUGAGGGUCGGAAUUCAGUGGCAGGUAGUUGAGACAUCUUAAAUCCCGAAAUCGGCGUUGGCUGUCCAGGAGUGGGGCGAAGAGCAGGUGAAAAUUGGACUUGGAAAUCAAUUGCAGCCAGGCCGUGUUCGUGUACGCACGUAGUAAUACACGGUAGGAAUUGCGCAGUGCAUGUGAUGAGGUCACGCACGGCCAUUUGUGUGUACACUGCAGAAGCUGCAGCGUAGCCGGAAGAGAUCGCGGUACCGUGUCGCGCUUCGCUGUGCACCGGUGACGGUGUAUUGUUCGCCAGGGCCUGGGCGGUGUGCGGUGUAUGGCCCACAGCCGACGACGUAGGACUGUAUAGGGCAGGCAGAAAGACAAAAUUGGACUGAUUUUUUUGCGGGUGUUGAAUUUGGUGGGAGUAGUUUUCUUUGCCUGGAAUUUGGUUGAAAUCGAUGGAGUGCCCACACCUGGUGAACAGCGUAACGGCUGGAGUUACUGCCAUGCCGGUGACAAGAAAGUCCAACAAUGGAGAAACUUCGACCAACUGGGUUUGUGCAGUUUGUAGGUCAAGCAAAAGUCCCUGGAUGUGUCUAUCAUGUGGCACCAUCACAUGCGGAAGGUAUGUCAACGGUCAUUCCAAAAAGCAUUACGAAGAGUGCCAACAUUGUGUAUGCAUCAGCUGUGAUAAUCUGAGUGUUUUCUGUUAUGAAUGUGAUGAGACUGCAGUGAACGACACCAAAGCAGGAACCGUUCAGCAAGUCAGACAAAUCUUACAAGAUAUAGCCAGCGCACAAUUCGAUAACAAGCGGCUAAAAAGUAGUAAAGAACAGGUCACCGACAGCGAUGAAGAAGGACCUCCUAGGAAGAAGCUAGCCACAAACAAUGUGAAAGCGACCAUUCCUGGACUGAGGAACCUAGGAAACACAUGUUUUAUGAAUGCAGUACUACAGUCACUAAGCAACAUACACCAGUUCUGCUGUUACUUCAAAGAUCUCCCCGCUGUGGAGCUGAGAAACGGCAAAUCGGCAGGAAAGCGCAUCUACAACACACGGAACCUCAAACAUGACGAUGUAUCCCUGGUAGAGGAGGUACGUAAGACGCUGUGCGCUCUCUGGCAAGGAGGCCAGUCGGCAAUCUCGCCUGACUCUCUCUUCUCGGUCAUGUGGAAAAUCUUUCCACGGUUCAGAGGUUACCAGCAGCAAGACGCCCACGAGUUCAUGCGCUACCUGCUGGACAGGCUGCAUACAGAGCUACAAGGAACCCUAUGGCCUGGUAACCCACGCCGACAGACCAACGGAACCAGUACUAUUGUCACCUUCAUGUUUGGAGGCUUGCUCCUCAGCCAAGUACAUUGUGUUGUGUGUGAGAGCUUCUACAAGAAGAUCGAUCCAUUCCUUGAUGUAUCACUAGACAUCCCCCAUCGGUUUAGAUCAAGAAGCAAGUCCAAAGAUGGGUCUAGAGUUUGUCGGAUACAAGACUGUCUACAGAGCUUCACAGAGGUGGAGGAGUUGGCCGAAUCCGAGCAUUACAUGUGCACCAACUGUCAGAAGAAACAGCCCUCCACCAAAAAGUUCUGGUUCCGCAAGUUGCCUAAUGUAUUGUGCAUGCACAUAAAGCGAUUUCAAUGGACAGGGUUUCUUCGCAGUAAGAUUGACGUGUUUGUUCAAUUUCCGCUCAGGGGUCUGGAUCUCAGACCAUACAUACUCAAACCAGAGGAAUUACCCGACAGCGACAGUACGGUAUACGACCUCAAAGCUGUAGUUAUACAUCAGGGAUCUGGUGCUGGGUGUGGUCACUAUGUUGCCUUUGCCAAGAAUGAUGGUCAGUGGUUCUGCUUCAACGACACCACGGUCUCGCCCGUCCACGAGUCGGUGGUGCUGCGCAGUAAGGCUUAUAUCCUCUACUACACACGCCGCAAGGCCACGCAGGACGACUGCUUCCAGCUGGUCACGGCCCUACAGGAGGAGUUGCGAUCGGAGGGCAAUGUCCGGCUGAGCAACACCACCAGCUAGGUAGACUAGUUGGAGGGGGAUGGACAAGGGUGAUUUGGUACUGACUGACGCCGUUGCCUGUUUGCUUUAGGGGGUCAGGAUAUCUGUCCAGGCUUAGCCGCGCACUCAACACAGGUGCAAAUAAGCUUGCUGGUUAAACAGUUUAGGCAUAGUUUGAUCAAGCUGUGAUACCAAGGGCUCUCGUUGGCUAUCUUCUGUUUUUGUCCCGCAAACAGUGUGAGAUACCUCUAAAACAAAAAGCGGAUUCUGGCAGUGUUGUCGAGACCAUCACAAGACCAGACGCAAGACUAGACAUAAGACUAGUUGUGAGUAGCAAGGUGAACAUUAAAACGGGAAUGCUUUUUGGAAGUUUGAGUAGUUCGCGACUUGAAUUCAGACUGGUGGUCUAGUGUUGGUCUUGUGGUGGCCUCGUGGGAGUGUGUGAUAAUCGUCGGAGGUCUUGACCGCGCCCCAGGAUGCUGUGGACGUCUUUGCCCCUUGCAGCAGAGGCUUGAAAAUUAAGCUGUGUCCCAAUCAAGAGGCUGUGGCUGGCACUUCCACGUGUAUCUACGGGGAGUAGCCGCAGCCCCUAGCCAGCAAGUCCAUGAAAAGUCAUUUGGUCUCAAACCAAGUCACAAGCUAUCCAAAUGAACUGUGAUGCACCCUUCCUUCAUCGCUGUGCAUUCUGACACUUGCGACUGACUUGUGACGGGACUUUUCUAAGGUGUCCAACGGAUUCAACCAUGACACUGCAGUGAGCCCACCGUACUUGUGAAAAAUUGCAGCUUUGCUCGAAGUGAAUUAAAAAAAGGCAGCUUUAGGUAUUUUGUUUUCUGUUUUUUCGCUGUAUGUGCCCAAACAGGAGAAUAAUCUUCAUGCAUCCAGUCCUAAAUGAUGAGAGUUCUACAGCAAUGAUGUGCAUGUUUCAAAUUUAAGCUCUCCAUUUCCAUCUUGAACCUCCCUUUAUGUACAAAUGCCAAGUGCAGAAUCCAGCAUUUAUUUGCCGUGACAUCAGUGCUUGGGCUGCGUGAAGUGUUGAAGCAUGAGGCCCCUUUGAUGUGGAAACUUUGCGUGCGUGCCCAGAUUUAUGCUCCCAGCAUACAAGCCCGCUUUCUGUAUUGUCUUCGCGCGUGCCCCGUGCAUCCAGUUUUCACCUGCCGUCUUUUCUUGGCCUAUAAGGGGGUGGUUCUAGUCAAACUAGAUACAGGUUAACAAGCCAAUAUAAACUCUCCUAGGAAGCAUUUUGGGGGGAUAUCAGAUGUAAGCACUGCCGUGAAACUGGAACCAGACUUGUAGGGAAAGUUGACUCGUACCAGUUGUGCAUGGAGCAAAGUAGUAUGGAAGUCAUUCAUGCACAGCGGGACAUGCCAACCCCCGAGUGGUCAUCACUUGGUGUCAGUCAGUCUGCUGGCCCUUACAUGCUCUGACCAUCCGUGUAGCUUCCCUGCGGUUUAUGAGGCACUCAAAUCAGUCCCCACCGGAAUUGAUGGCACUAUCCAAGCUGUGCAUAAGGGUACCUUGGCCUUCUUCCUAUACCCGACUUUGUCUCCGUCUCAGACUUCAUCUCUAAAAUCAAUCCCUGAUUGUAGGCGCAAAACGAUCAAAUUAAAUUGAAGUACUGUAACAUUUUGCAUCUUGUUUGAUGUUUCUGUGGCACUAUUGGACUUUUGAGCUAAAAAUUUCAAGGUCAAGUGGUUGAGAAAAAGACGGAGAUGAAGUCGAGCAGUGCAAAAUGGUCUUGAGCUCCAUUCUAUCAUGCUGUUUUGGUAAGUGGAUGCUGUAUAGUUUUGCAGUCAACUUGAAACCCCUAUUGAUGAAAGAUUUCCACAAUUUAUGAUGAUUUUUUAAAAAUAAUUAAGAACAGGGUUUUUCCCUUUAGUUUUCUCGGUCAUGCCACUUUAAUGUGGACCACAAGUUGCUGACUUAAUGAGGAAUUUGACUCGAUUCAGACUAACUUAGGUGGUCCCAUCUAGGUAAUCCCAGGGAAGCUACAUAAGCACACCCAGCUUAUUAAAAAAACUGACCAUACUACAAGGUCGUCAAGGAAGAGAUAUUUUGGAAUACAAAACCUCCAUAUAUUGAAAGGUUAUUAAACUGUAAAAUUGCAAAUGCCAACAUCAAAUUUCACUAUUUAUCUUGCCUGUGUAACCCGCGGUGCUUAGUAUACAGUGGCAGAAGUUUUUGCCCACAUUCAUUGCAGAGGAAAAGACUUUUAGAUGGGUGUUAUUGAUGUUCACCAGUGGCCUUUUGCCGGCGAUAGGAAAGUUAGAAAUUCACACUUUUCAUCUUGCAUUUCCUUGUAUGCUAGCUGUGCAGACCCGUUCUUGUUGAAUAGUCUUGCGACCAGUUGAUAAGCCGAAAGAAAUCUUGCAGAAAAAAAUGGCAGAAAACGUUUGAAAACGGGAAGAUGAGAAUGGGUCUGUUGAGGUCACUGGUAGUGAUAUUUGCGCGCAAAAAUACCUUCAACUAUCUCAUGCUAACUUGAAGUUUCCAGCACAUUCCAUAUCCAUGGUAUUAACCAAACAAAACCAGAAAAAAGGUACAGUAUGGAAGUACCGCCAAAAAAAUAUCAAAACGUAAAAUGAUUUGAAAAAAAAAAGAAUGAAUGUUUGAUUCAGUUUGACAGGUGCGGAGAUAAAAAUGCCAUGUUUACCUAUUUAUUUACAAUUAUAAGUUUUUGGCUCAUUUUAUUUCGGCACUGUUGUGUUAAAUUAUGAGCAUUUAGAUGUGCAAGAAAAGUACUAACAAGAAAAAAAAAUUAAUCUAAUUCUAGAAUCUUGGGUUUUUUCCCUUUGUUGUUUUCCGCCAAAAUCAGUUUGAAAUGGAAAUUCUGUUUUAAUUUUGUUAUUUUGCUUCUUUGAUUCUGUUUUUGUUGAAGCAAAGCCAUGUAAACAGAAAGACGUAAAGUUGGGAUAAUGCAUUAUAUAAAUCUGUUCAUUCAUUUUUGAUUUGAAUGUGGAACUGCUAUUUCGGCGUUCUGAGUUUUCCUUGUGUUUUCCGCCCCUUUUUGAUUACAGAGAGAUGCUUUUACAGGGAAAAUAUGUCAUUGAAAUUCACAUUGUCACUCUUUUUGCUUGUAUAUACUUUGACAUGAAUGUUUAAUACGAUAUAUAGUGUCAAACAUUCUAGUUUGAUCGCGACAAAAAAAAAGAUAGUAUAGAAGGAUGUAUAAGCCAGAGAUUAGAGUUAGUUUAGUCGAUUAGAUCUAGCUAGUAAAUUAGUGCCAAGGAAAGUAAAAAAAAGAAAAAGCAAAAAAAAUUAAAUGUCACUGUAAACUGAGUGACAAGUUCACUGGUAAUUCAUCUGUUAUAAAAAGAUAACAUCUUAAAGAUUUUGUGGACAACAUUUUUUAUUAAGGUGACCGAAACAGAUUAGAUAAAUGUGAGCUUGGGAUGUGCUGUAUACAGAUUUCCUUACUAACACUCAUUACCAUAUUGAAUUCAUAACCAAUCCAGGUCAGAGGCUUUUAACAGAAGCUUAGAUGCUUUUGUGUUAUAUGAAAUUAAUCAUUUAAUAUGACAUUUGAUUUUAUCCAAAUCAGCUGGUGAUGAUACCACCAAAAUAAUGUUAUAUUUAUUUUUUUCUGUUGCAGCUUAAUCCCAAACUUGUAUCCAGAGAAACCGCUCUAUUUUAUAAUAUUUAAUAUUUCAUGAACCUGGCUUUUCUUUCAUGCUUUUGUCUGACAUUUUUGUCUUUAGUAGGUAUAUCCAGCAAGAAAUGAGACCGAGGGGUACCCCCCCAACAUGUCCAAUCACUAUACACUUUCUAGACUGUUGUUAUCCAACACAUCCCCCCAGAUGGCUAAACAGAACUCCUCAGAUUCCAGUGAAACAACGACCAAUACAAAGCAGGGGGGGUUUCUCUCCGUCUUAUAUCUUGCUUCAUAUGUUAGCAGGUCUGAAAACACUAAUGAACUCUUUGGACUUCUGUGUGUGGGGGGAGUCCAACUGGAGUCUGUAAAUUGGGAGGACACAGAAACCUUUUUCCACCACAAAUGUUUUUGAUUUUAAUACUUCCGAGUGAUAAACUGCAAGUGCGUGUGGUUUGGAAAGUUGCCAAACAACAGUUUGUAUAUUGGCAAGUAUGAAUGUAUAAUCUACAGCCAUAGUGUCAUGAAACGUAAUAUGCAAAAUCUGCCUGCAGUAACUCCCCAGAAGGGACAUGUGUGCGAAAAAUUAGAGUGGAUUAAUAAAAGCUUUGUCUGGUGCAGAAAAGUACAAAAGCUCGUAGAAAUUACUGCACGAUUUCCCUGAUUGACACAUGGAGUGAAAUUAAUACCCGUUUAAAAUCCUUUCCCUUUGUCAGACUUUUUGAGACAAGCCUCACCACACUGCCUACAUUUUGUACUCAGAAAAUGACCUUAUGCAUCUCCCAAUGACCAAAUGUUCCAACUGUUGACAUGAAUUACAUUUGGCAGUAAAAUUACAAAUCCACUUUGGUUUCCCUCAUUGCCCAGUACCUCUGGCAGAAAUUAGCGGAUAACAUUUUAUGCUAACACUGGGUGAUUUGGUUUCUUUGCCGUGGGGUUUGUUGGGGGGGCACAGGCAAGGAGAAAGUUUACUAUUUGUUAAUGCUUUUUAUUGUAUGUCUUUAUUUUUUUGAGAUGCCAUAAGCGACCUGUGUUGGUGAAGAUGACAUGAUAGUAAUUUAAUGGAAGUGGGAAAAGCACCAUGUGUCUCAAAAAGAAAUCUUGAAGCAAGACUAGAUGAAGCUCCCUGUAUUUAGAUUGAAGCUUCACAAAUGAGAAUGAAACCAAAAUACAUGUGAAGCUUUAGAUUUUGGGGAGGCUGUUUGUAAAAAUUGUAAUCUUGUCAAUGACUGGGAAAAAUCUGAAUCUGGGUUACAAUGUUUGUUUGAAGGAAUGGACCAUAUGAAAUGGUAUUGUUAAGAGUGACUUUUAGAGUUCAUUGUGAGCUGGAGAAAUCAACAAGGUACUGACAUUUUGGCCGUAAAAUGCUGUUUUGUCCAAAGUCAACUUUUUCGCAUCCUUUACGCAGUGAAUUUUUAAAAAAUGUUUCUUGAAAAAUGAAAAGUUUCACCUUCCUUCAAAAAGCCCCCAAAUGUAGCCUAAUCCCUUGGUAAGGCUUUUGCAAAGUUACACAAAGAAAUUUAAAUAUUUUUGCCUCCCCCCCCAAAAAAAAUUGCAUUUGGGUGAUUUGGAGAAAAUUGUAAUUUGUGCCGAGUAAGAAUAUGAGAAAUACUCAAAUAAUAAGAAAACAACACAAGCAUUUUUAUCAACAUGUGUAAAUUUCCUGUCCUAUGACACCAAGGAAAGGUUGUCUCAUAUUACAUGUUCUGCAAGGGAAGAUAUUUCAUUCCUUUUUGUGGGAUUAAAUAUCAACAUAUGUUGCUCACUGAUAAAUGAGAUUUUGUUUUGACACAGCUUGACAGCACCAUUAAUUUGUCAAUUUCCUCAUGGAUUUUUCAGAGUUCAAUUUGAACACAAAUUGUAGCUGCUGUGCUCUUUAAAUAUUAAUUUGAAUGGCAAUUUGUUAUUGAAAGCACUACUUGACUGAUACACAUUGACUGGUGUAUAUUAAAUGUAACGUGAAAUAGUUCUGUGACAAUGACUGAACUGUACAGUGUUGACCAUUUCUGUUGUUGCUCUCCUGACAUAAAUGUGUGUGACUAUUUGACGUAUUGAUGCUUUGUAGUUCAGUAUUUCUUGUACAUGAAACGGGGGCCACCACAGACUGUAGACUCGACCUGUGCAUACUGAUUAAAACUAAAAAAAAGUGAUCGGGUACAUGCAA
Acanthaster planci (crown-of-thorns starfish) is the source of this 7810-nucleotide messenger RNA. It is a transcript of the gene usp3, whose product is annotated as ubiquitin specific peptidase 3. Gene Ontology annotation, biological process: protein deubiquitination. Lineage: Eukaryota; Metazoa; Echinodermata; Asteroidea; Valvatida; Acanthasteridae. Gene Ontology annotation, molecular function: cysteine-type deubiquitinase activity; zinc ion binding. The record is from RefSeq and is a predicted model, not a curated record.